Moesziomyces antarcticus is the source of this 3363-nucleotide messenger RNA. RefSeq names its product sodium/calcium exchanger protein. The record is from RefSeq and is a predicted model, not a curated record. Bases 1 to 3363 code for a protein of 1120 amino acids. Gene Ontology annotation, cellular component: membrane. Gene Ontology annotation, biological process: transmembrane transport; monoatomic cation transport; intracellular calcium ion homeostasis. Gene Ontology annotation, molecular function: monoatomic cation transmembrane transporter activity. The transcript has a single exon. Lineage: Eukaryota; Fungi; Basidiomycota; Ustilaginomycetes; Ustilaginales; Ustilaginaceae.
AUGGCGCGCAUCCGCCAUCGCAAGGAUGCCUGGGCCGUCUUUGCCUUUCUCAUCGUCGUCCAGAUCAUCUGUCUUCGCGGCAGCCAACGCCUUCAGCACAGCCUAGCUCCGCAGUCGGUCUCACGACCCGCGCAGACAUGGCUCAAGCGAGAUGAGCCCCCAUUGCUGCAGCCCUUGAAGCAUACGACCACAUCAACUCUGCACUCUCCAACGCCAACAUCCCAACCUACUCCCGACCCGGAUCAUCCCACCACUCCCGCAUGCCAGCCCAUCCCCCUCGAUCAUUCCCCCAAACACAUCUGCAACCAUGUCAUUCAGCACUGCUCCUCCUCCGGUCAUUUCGACUAUCUGCGCUUCUACUACUGCGCCGGCGUCGCACGUCACGACACUGAUCACGACGAGCCCUCCCAUCCAUCGCCUCCCUCCACCCACCCCAGUCCACGCAUCGGCAUGUCGGCGCUUCGCUUCCUUCGCCUGCUCUGCAUCCUCCUCUGGAUGCUCUUCCUCUUCAGCUGGGUCGGCGUCGUCGCCAGCGACUUCUUCUGCCCCAACCUCAGCACCAUCGCUUCGCGACUCGGCCUCAACGAGAGCACCGCCGGCGUCACCUUCCUCGCCUUUGGCAACGGUUCGCCCGACGUAUUCUCCACCUUUGGCGCCAUGAAGUCCGACUCGGGCUCGCUCGCCAUCGGUGAACUCAUCGGAGCCGCCUCGUUCAUCGUCUCGGUCAUCUCGGGCUCCAUGAUGCUCAUCGCCCCCUUCAAGGUCAAGCCCUGGCCCUUCUGCCGCGACGUAGGCUUCUUCACCGUAGCCGUCGCCUUGACCUUAGCCUUCCUCUUCGAUGGCAAACUCAGACGCAUCGAGACCAUCGCUCUCAUCGCCCUCUACCUCCUCUACGCCACCACCGUCAUCGUCGGCGCCUGGUGGCAGGAACGCACGCGCAGGCAAAAACGCAGACUCGCAGCCGCAAGGGAAGAGUUCGACUCCCAGCUCGACCACGCCUCCGUCCGCAGCCGUGCUAGCAGCCUCUCGGCCCAAAGCACGAUACACGAACGUGACCGCAGUCGCCUUCUCGCCCCCCCUUCUCUCGACUCGUCACAACGCAUGCCCAGCCCAUCCGAGUACGACCCCGACUUUGACCCCUUCGAAAACUGGGCCAGCCAACGGGCCGCCCGCAGCGGCGCCUCCUCCCCGGAUGCUUCCCGUCCAGCAAGUCGCGCGCCUUCCAUCCACACCCCGGGAUCAACCGCCUCGCGCUCAGUCACCAAGCCUUCGCUCAGCAUCCGUCCCAACCUCGUCCCACGCCACUCGCUCCUAUCGGCCAUCGAGUUUCGCGACGUCGUUCAGAGCCUUCGCCGCGAAGCAAACGCAGAUCGCUCCCAAGAGAUCUUCCAGAGCUGGGACCCCGAGCGCUUCCUCGCCGCUCACCAUCACCACCACCAGCACCAGCACCAGCACCAGCACCAGCACACCAAUUCGCUCCUCACAAGGAGCACCUCGGGCGAAGCGCAUCCCAGCAACGCUGCCUUCAACCAGAAUCGCCACCGUCACAACCGCGUGCUCAGCCUAGGUCCCGGCGUGGGCUCCAGCGCCGGCCUCGCAAGGAGCGCCUCCACCGGCUCGGAACGUCGCCGUCUCACCUUCGGUGCCCACGACAGCGUCCAGCCCGCGUCCGCCCAAACAGACACAACGGCCACCACCUCGGUCGAUGCCGCCAACGUUGAGGAUCCGUGGAGGGAGCAUCUGCCUGGAGACGCGUGCGAGCCGCUCAUCUCGCCUGCGCUCCCGCUCGACGAUGCCACGCAAGCACAACCUCACCACGACGACCUGCGCAAGUCAUUACCCAAGCUGCAGAUUCCACAGUGGGACACCAAGGCGGCGCGCAGCCAAGAGGCACGUCGCGUCCAAGCAUCGCGUCAGCGCACCGAUGCGACUAGCACGGGCACAGCAAGCAAGUACCGCGCCGAUGCGCUGCCCAGCCAGAGGCGCAUCCGCCCUGAGCGCUCGGCGGGCGGACUGGUGGCUUGGAAGGUGCGCGUCAUCUUGAACGCGCUCUUUCCCUCGUUGCGCCACCUGCACUCCAAGUCGCUAUUGGGCGCCUUUGUGAGCAUUGCAACCUCGCCCGCCAUUCUGCUGCUCAACCUCACGCUGCCGGUCGUCGACGACGACGCCGAACGAGCCGAGCGCGAGUGCGACACCGCUGAAGCCGACGGCAUCGGUGCGGUGCGUCUCGAAGGCGACGAAGCCGACUUGCAGGCCGCAGCCGCCAACGAGGACGCCGAAGACUCGGUGACGUCGCCGUCUUCGCACACGGCAGCCUGGAGCGCCGAGGAGCGCGUUGAGGCCGAGGAAGACGCCGAACGCCAGGCGAAUACGCAGCGCGACCGCGAGAUCGCGUCUGCGUUGCGCCAUCUGCCGUCGCUGGGCGGAUCUCCGCUCUCGCUCGGAAGCGGACCGGAGAGCGGAAGCACCCUGCGAUUCCCAUCGGCGCAGUCGCCAAUGCCAGUCGACUCGCAGACGCCAUAUGCUGGCAGCGCAGGCGGUUCGGACGCAGCCAGCUUUACGAGCUGCACAAGCAACGCGAGCUGCGAGGCCGAGGACCAGGAGAUGAGACGGUCCAUCCGUCGCUUUCUCAUCCUGUGUCAGUGCGUGUGGGCGCCGACGUUUGUCACGUGGGCGAUCGUCUCGUCGUCGGGCAGUCCGCGUCUGGGUCUGAAAGUAGGUAUCGCUGCAGUGGCGGGCGCGAUCAUCGCGGGGUUAACCUUCAUGGCGAUGCGGCGCAAGGACGCGGGACAUGCGCGCUACUCGGACCGGACGCUGUCGACGUUUGGCAUGAUCCGAUGUUCGAUGGGCUUUGUUGUUUCAGUGAUGUGGAUCAUGUCGAUCGUCGACGAGGUGGUGUCGAUCCUGCAGACGGUCGGCAUCAUCGUGGGGCUGUCCGACGCCAUCCUGGGCCUCACCGUGUUUGCGGUAGGCAACUCGCUGGGCGAUCUGGUUGCCAAUGUGACGAUCGCGCGGCUAGGACAUCCCGUGAUGGCCAUCAGCGCGUGCUUUGCCGGACCGAUGCUCAACCUGCUGCUGGGCAUCGGCAUCUCGGGAACGUAUCUGCUGUCCAGUUCCGGCCACAAGGGCAAAUGGAGCCACGACGGUGCGCCGGGCAUCUACCCGAUCGACUUUAACCCGACGCUGCUCGUGUCUGGACUGGGGCUGCUCUUCAUCCUGGUGGGCACGCUGAUCGCGGUGCCGAUGAACAACUUCCACCUCACGCGUCCGAUCGGACUGGCCCUCAUCGGCGCGUACGUGCUCAUCAUGACGCUCAACCUCUUGACCGAGGUUUUUUGGGCUCGAGGCCAUUCUGUAUCAUAG